CGCCGGGCGCCAUGGGGGCUUCGGACCCGGAAGUGGCGCCCUGGGCUCCCGGCGGUGCCGCGGGGAUGGCGGGAGCCGGAGCAGGAGCCGGAGCUCGCGGCGGCGCGGCGGCGGGGGUCGAGGCCCGGGCUCGCGAUCCGCCGCCCGCGCAUCGCGCACACCCGCGCCACCCUCGGCCUGCAGCGCAGCCCUCGGCCCGCAGGAUGGACGGCGGGUCGGGGGGCCUGGGCGCGGGGGACAACGCCCCGACCACCGAGGCCCUCUUCGUGGCGCUGGGCGCGGGCGUGACGGCGCUCAGCCACCCGCUGCUCUACGUGAAGCUGCUCAUCCAGGUGGGUCAUGAGCCGAUGCCCCCCACCCUUGGGACCAAUGUACUGGGAAGGAAGGUCCUCUAUCUGCCGAGCUUCUUCACCUACGCCAAGUACAUUGUGCAGGUGGAUGGGAAGAUAGGGCUGUUCCGGGGCCUGAGCCCCCGCCUGAUGUCCAAUGCCCUCUCCACUGUGACCCGGGGCAGCAUGAAGAAGGUGUUCCCUCCGGAUGAGAUCGAGCAGGUGUCCAACAAGGACGACAUGAAGACGUCACUGAAGAAAGUCGUGAAGGAGACGUCCUACGAGAUGAUGAUGCAGUGCGUGUCCCGCAUGCUCGCGCACCCGCUGCACGUCAUCUCAAUGCGCUGCAUGGUCCAGUUUGUGGGACGGGAGGCCAAGUACAGCGGCGUGCUCAGCUCCAUCGGGAAGAUUUUCAAGGAGGAAGGGCUCUUGGGAUUCUUCGUCGGCUUAAUCCCUCACCUCCUGGGCGAUGUGGUUUUCUUGUGGGGCUGUAACCUGCUGGCCCACUUCAUCAAUGCCUACCUGGUGGACGACAGCGUGAGUGACACCCCAGGGGGGCUGGGGAACGACCAGAAUCCAGGUUCCCAGUUCAGCCAGGCCCUGGCCAUCCGGAGCUACACCAAGUUCGUGAUGGGGAUUGCAGUGAGCAUGCUGACCUACCCCUUCCUGCUGGUUGGAGACCUCAUGGCUGUGAACAACUGCGGGCUGCAGGCUGGGCUCCCCCCGUACUCCCCGGUGUUCAAAUCCUGGAUCCACUGCUGGAAGUACCUGAGCACACAGGGCCAGCUCUUCCGCGGCUCCAGCCUGCUGUUCCGCCGGGUGUCAUCGGGAUCGUGCUUCGCCCUGGAGUAGCCCGCGUCACGGCGCCUGGCCCGAUUCCCAGCAUCCCCGGCCCCGGGGGAAGCUCCGCUCAUCUCGGCUGCCCGCAGGGCGCCGCCAACCCAGCCACACCGUCACGUGCUCCAGCCCGGCCGGGCCUCAGUUUCCAUAUCGCCAUGUGUCUGUCCAGGUGUGGGGGCGGGGUGGGGGGCUGCGCUCAGUAGAGGGGUCACCAGGUAGCCCUGGGAAGGUGGAGGGGGGCUGGUUUAUAUUUGUAGCGCUGGGAUAGACGGAUAGCAGAACCCAGGGCCGUGCACAUGCCCGGAAAGUGCUCUGCCACCAAGUGACGCCCCCUAACCCUGGGGGUGGAGAAUUGGGGUGCAGUCCGCUUCCCAGGUUUGCUGAGUCUCCCUGUGCAAGGCCCUGGGAGUGAGGACCAGCUGUUGGGGUCAGGUCCACCCCCCCCCCACCCCCCGGCUGCCCACCCAGCCCUCAUCUGUGGCUUGGCUGGGAGUCGCUCCUCCUGCUUUGUAAAUAGGGCGCGCUCCCCCACCAGAGGCCGCCUUCCGAUCUAGAAAGCCCACCCCGGGCUCUGCCUGGUGUUCUCAACACUACUUUCUGAUGCGGGGGGGGGGGGGGGGGGGGGGGCGUAGCUAGCUCCGACUGGCAAUCAUGUGACUCCCCCGAACGUGACCCCUCCCGCCUGUCUGUUUAACGGUGACGCUGCAUGGGCGGGGUCCGGUCUCCUGCACACUUGUGAAUCGCAGAAGUUAGGCAGAUCGGUGUCUCUCCGUCCUCCCCAUUCUAAAGCCCGUGGUAAGAUUGGACCUCAUCUCCCUCGAAUAAAUGUACUGGUGGUGAUUUGGAA
Molecule: messenger RNA, 2016 nt
Organism: Perognathus longimembris pacificus (Pacific pocket mouse)
Lineage: Eukaryota; Metazoa; Chordata; Mammalia; Rodentia; Heteromyidae
Gene: Mtch1
Product: mitochondrial carrier 1
Biological process (GO): positive regulation of apoptotic process
Cellular component (GO): mitochondrion; membrane
Source: RefSeq, a predicted model, not a curated record